AUGGCGAUGAAGAUGACUGGCCGUGUGCUGCUGGUGUGUGCCCUCUGCGUGCUGUGGUGCGGUGCCGGCGGUGGUUUUGCAAACGAUGAGAAGUCAGGUCCUGGGAAUCGUGCUGAACUUCCGCUUGCAUCACAAGGACCUGAAACAGCUCCACAAGAUUCCCAAGGGUCACAAAAUAGAGCACCAGGUGAGGAAGAAAAUUUAACUUCCGUACUUGGAGAGGAAGCUGAUGGUGAUGAUGUUGAUAGAGAGAAAAAAGCGGAAGAAGAAGAAAUUACUGAAAGGCAGGGCAGUGAAGGAGGAACAGCUGCAGUAGGCUCAGAUUCCAGUGAAACGAAUUUAAGUGACAGCGAGCAGGAAACAGGCCAGCCAAUUGUACCUGCAGGGAGCAUUUCUCCUUCCAACAGUCAGGAAUCAAAUGCCAAUCUUACGCAAACGGAAGUUGAAGGAAAAAAGGAGCCCGACAAAAAUACAACAACAGUAGAGGGCGCACUCACAACAGUUAACGGAGAGCACACACUGCCUGCGGGAAUAGCGGAAGGAAAUCUUCCACCACCUACAGAAGACAGUGUUGAUUCCCGCGAACAGGAUGGCGAAGAGGCCACGAGUGAAGGUAAAAAAAAUGCUUCGUCGCCUGAGACCGCGGCCACACCACAAAGAGACCGAGAAAAAGGCUCAGAAGGAACUGGAGGAGAUACAAAAGCAACGAUAGUAACCGCCAACACAACUGAUACGACGAGCACACAAAACAGUGACAGCGACAGCAGCACCGCGGUCUCCCACACCACCUCCCCUCUUUUGCUUCUUCUUGUCGCGUGUGCGGCUGCGGUGGUGGCCGCGUGA
This is a messenger RNA of Trypanosoma cruzi, 843 nucleotides long. Its product is annotated as mucin-associated surface protein (MASP), putative. The transcript has a single exon. NCBI's taxonomy places the organism in Eukaryota, Euglenozoa, Kinetoplastea, Trypanosomatida, Trypanosomatidae. The coding region runs from base 1 to 843 and encodes 280 amino acids. The record is from RefSeq and is a predicted model, not a curated record.